Molecule: messenger RNA, 2273 nt
Organism: Camellia sinensis
Lineage: Eukaryota; Viridiplantae; Streptophyta; Magnoliopsida; Ericales; Theaceae
Product: RNA demethylase ALKBH9B
Biological process (GO): mRNA catabolic process
Molecular function (GO): demethylase activity; mRNA binding
Source: RefSeq, a predicted model, not a curated record
GAAAAAAAGGUCCAAAAGUCACGAAAUUUGUGUUUCCUGGUGCGUCGUCUGCAAGCAGAAUAGUACAUAGAAAUUUUUCUUUUCUUUUCAUUUCAUUUCUUCUACAUUUUCGUGUUGUGCCUCCUCUCCUCCUCUGCAAUCACAAUAAUAAUAGAGCCACCGAUUCUCCGGGUUGACUCGGGUGAGCAACAAAAAAAGAAGUCAUGAACGGCGAAGAGGGAGCUCCAAGGGAGGACCCGUUACUAGUGAAGUACAACGCUAACGAUCUUCGAAUCGCUUCCGAGUUUCUCUCCAUUUGGCUCCCUUUUCUCUCCCGAGGUCUCUGCCUCCACUGCUCUCACACCCUCUCCGCUCGUAUUCGAUCCCUGCCCUCAGAAGUUGAUGAAGCUGUGGAACCACCCUUAAAACAAGAAGAGAAUUUAACACUUUCAACUCUGGACAACUUGGACCCAAAUGAAUUCAAUGAGAACCAAGACAGUUGCGAUACAAAUUCACUGGGUAAAGGGAAGGUUCUCUCUGAUAUGAAUGAUACAGCAGAUACAAGUUCACUCGGGAGUUGGAAAGAUGGGGCGGAAAAUGAUUGGUCAGAACAUGUUACCGAGGCCUUGACAAGCGAAACAGUUGGAUCACCAGCAGUGCCUGUUGAGAGCCCGAGGGUGCAGAUGUCGUGGGCUGACAUGGCAGAGGAAGAUGAACUUGAGGAGUAUGAAGAGACUCAAGUAAGUUUGCAGACAGUUAAUGGGCAUGCUCUGUCCAGAGAGGAAUCAGUGGCAGUGAAGGUUCGGCAGAGGGAGUACAUUCGGUUCAGUAGUGUGGAUAGGAAGAAGGAUUUUAUUUGUUUGGAGAGAGUUCAGGGAAAAAUUGUUAACAUCCUAAAGGGGCUGGAGCUUCACACUGGUGUUUUCAAUGAUGCAGAGCAGAAGAAGAUUGUUGAUUAUGUGUACAAGCUUCAGGAGAUGGGAAAGAAAGGUGAAUUGAAAGAGCGCACUUACACUGCACCCCAGAAGUGGAUGAAGGGCAAGGGGCGUGUGACUAUUCAAUUUGGUUGCUGUUACAAUUAUGCGACAGAUAAAAAUGGUAAUCCGCCAGGCAUCCUUCAGAAUAUAACUGUAGAUCCUAUACCUCUUCUUUUUAAGAUGAUCAUCAGGAGGCUUGUGAGAUGGCAUGUUCUUCCUCCAACUUGUGUACCUGACAGUUGCAUAGUCAACAUUUACGAAGAAGGGGACUGCAUACCUCCUCACAUUGACAACCAUGAUUUUGUUCGACCUUUUUGUACCGUUUCAUUUCUUAGUGAGUGCGAUUUACUGUUUGGAUCAGACUUGAAGGUUGUGGAUGCUGGUGAGUUCAGUGGUUGUAUUGCAAUUCCCCUGCCUAUUGGAUCUGUCUUUGUUUUAAAUGGAAAUGGCGCUGAUGUGGCUAAGCAUUGUGUGCCAGCAGUUCCUACAAAAAGGAUAUCAAUUACUUUCAGGAAAAUGGAUGAAUCAAAACGACCUAUUGGAUUUGUUCCUGAACCUGAUUUGCAAGGACUUCAACCAAUAUCUUAUGAAACUGAUAGAUCAAAAAGGCCGACUCUGUCAAAAUCAAAGCGUUCUGUGAACAGCCAGCCAGCCAGAAGAGAGGAUAGCAGAGACAAAGCAAGGAGAUCUGCAGGGAGAGGCAACAACUAUUUGAACCCUCCAAUCUCACUUCAGAUUCAAUGUGGGCCUUCUAAUAGGCGGACAGUUAGGGUCAACUGGGAUGCUUGAUGGUAUCAGUGUGGAAAGGGCUGCUUUCUCUAUCGUAUUUAUGUGCAUAUGGUUGUCCUGAGUCCCAACUGCUAUGUUAGUUUCAUUCUCAAGGCGAAGUAUUAUUGAUAUGUUUUUAUCGAGUUGUAUGUAAAAGAUCCAGGGUGAGUUGGAAUUUGGAGAGGUGUGCACUGCUUGAUGGAUGCAAUUGUGAACUUUCUGUGUGUAGCUGGGAUCCCUCGUAGCUCUGGACUGAUUUCACAUUCUGAUGCAUUGACAACGGAUUGUGUGGCGGCUAGUGAGGCAAGGUUAGAUCUCUAGCUUGUAGCCAGCUGAUGCGUCAUUUGAUCAACUAGUUUAAAGGAUUCAUGUCAUUAUGCGAUUCCAAUAUAAUUGUCUAUUUGUACGAGCAUUUUUCUUCUUUGGUUGAUGCUAUUUCAAAGCUUUGUAAAUUGUGAAAUUUAAUAUAGUAUAAUGCGUGCACUUAACCAAAUGAUUAGACUAUACAAUUUGGAUUUUAUUGAAUGAAACGGAAUCUCUUAUUGUGAA